UGGCGCACGUGGGAGGGCGCCAGUGGGGCGGUUGUUAGCCGCCGCCGCUGUGGCCUUGCGAGUUGGCCUGGCUUUUGCCUUUCCUGUACCGGAACGCAGCCGUCUGCCUUCUCCAGCCGCAAGUCGAAGGACCCCGCGCCCGCCGCCGCUGGUCUCUCGGCGUGCCCAUGAUCGCCCCGUGCCUUUCGGUGGUGCGAGGCCUCCACAGAGUUGGUGGUUCCGGGGUUUUACUAAGAAUGACAUUAGGAAGAGAAGUAGCAUCCUCCCUUCGGGCAGUAUCUUCUUCUACUACAAAUGGGAAAAAUGUUCUAAGGUGGGAUCUUUCACCAGAGCAAAUUAGAACAAGAACCGAGGAAUUAAUCAUGCAGACCAAACAGGUGUAUGAUGCUGUUGGAAUGCUCAAGAUGGAGGAAGUCACCUACGAGAACUGUUUACAGGUGCUGGCAGACGUGGAAGUGACAUAUAUAGUGGAAAGAACCAUGUUAGAUUUUCCUCAGCAUGUGUCCUGUGACAAAGAAGUACGGGCAGCAAGUACAGAAGCAGACAAGAGACUUUCUCGUUUUGAUAUUGAGAUGAGCAUGAGAGAAGAUAUAUUUCAGAAAAUUGUUCAUUUACAGGAAACCUGUGAUUUGGAGCAGAUAAAGCCGGAAGCUAGACGAUACUUGGAAAAGUCAGUUAAAAUGGGAAAAAGGAAUGGACUUCAUCUUCCAGAACAAGUACAGAAUGAAAUCAAAUCAAUAAAGAAAAGAAUGAGUGAACUAUGUAUUGACUUUAACAAAAACCUCAAUGAGGAUGACACUCUCCUUGUGUUUUCCAAGGCUGAACUUGGUGCUCUUCCUGAUGAUUUCAUUGACAGUUUAGAAAAGACAGAUGAUGGCAAGUAUAAAAUCACCUUAAAAUAUCCACACUAUUUUCCUGUCAUGAAGAAAUGUUGUGUUCCUGAAACCAGAAGGAGGAUGGAAAUGGCUUUUAAUACAAGAUGCAAAGAGGAAAACACCCUAAUUCUGCAGCAGCUACUCCCACUGCGGGCCCAAGUGGCCAAACUCCUGGGCUAUAAUACACAUGCUGACUUUGUCCUUGAAAUGAACACUGCCAAGAGCACAAGCCGUGUGACGGCCUUUCUAGAUGAUUUAAGCCAGAAAUUAAAACCAUUGGGUGAGGCUGAACGAGAGUUUAUUUUGAAUCUGAAGAAAAGAGAAUGUGAAGAGAGAGGUUUUGAGUAUGAUGGGAAAAUCAAUGCCUGGGACCUACACUACUACAUGACUCGAACGGAAGAACUCAAGUACUGUAUAGAUCAAGAGUUCCUCAAAGAAUACUUCCCCAUUGAGGUAGUCACCGAAGGCUUGCUGAGUAUCUACCAAGAAUUGUUGGGACUUUCAUUUGAGCAAGUGACAGAUGCUCAUGUUUGGAAUCAAAGUGUUACACUUUACAAUGUGAAGGAUAAAGCUACUGGAGAAGUAUUGGGACAGUUCUACUUGGACCUCUAUCCAAGGGAAGGAAAAUAUAAUCAUGCCGCCUGCUUUGGUCUCCAGCCAGGCUGUCUUCUCCCAGAUGGCACCCGGAUGAUGUCUGUGGCUGCCCUCGUGGUGAACUUCUCGCAGCCCGUGGCAGGUCGCCCCUCUCUCCUCAGACACGAUGAAGUCAGGACUUACUUCCAUGAAUUUGGUCAUGUGAUGCAUCAGAUCUGUGCACAGACUGAUUUUGCACGAUUUAGUGGAACAAAUGUAGAAACUGACUUCGUAGAGGUGCCAUCACAAAUGCUUGAAAAUUGGGUGUGGGACAUUGAUUCCCUCAGGAGACUGUCAAAGCAUUAUAAAGAUGGAAGUCCUAUUACAGACGAUCUGCUUGAAAAGCUUGUUGCUUCUAGACUGGUCAACACAGGUCUUCUGACUCUGCGCCAGAUUGUCUUGAGCAAAGUUGAUCAGUCUCUCCACACCAACCCAUCACUGGAUGCUGCCAGUGAAUAUGCCAAAUAUUGCACAGAAAUUUUAGGUAUCGCAGCUACUCCAGGCACAAAUAUGCCUGCUACUUUUGGACAUUUGGCAGGAGGAUAUGAUGGCCAGUAUUAUGGAUAUCUUUGGAGCGAAGUAUUUUCCAUGGACAUGUUUUAUAGCUGUUUUAAAAAAGAAGGGAUAAUGAAUCCAGAGGUUGGAAUGAAAUACAGAAACCUGAUCCUGAAACCUGGGGGAUCUCUGGACGGCAUGGAAAUGCUCCAGAAUUUCUUGAAACGUGAGCCAAACCAAAAAGCGUUCCUAAUGAGUCGAGGCCUGCAUGCUCCGUGAGCUGGAAUCUUUGGUAGCCGUCCAUGUCUGGAGGACAAGUCGACAUCACCAUGUGUUGCUGGUCUGGAAACUGAAGGGAGUUUUUUGCAAAUGAACACUUAGAUUUCUAUUGACUGCCUUUUGUUUUUCAAUUUUAAAAACUAUACAGAUGUAAAAGAAAUUGUAAAUACUGUGGCCUAAGAAAAGACCCACUAAAAAAUGAUUAUACUAUAAAAUUCCAUAAAAAUGGAUUUGAUUUCUUUUGAUAAAAGUUUCCUAUGAAUGUAAUUUGAUUUUUUACUAUUAUAAUCUAGAUAAUAUAAUGUAAGAGGGCUCAGAAUUUUUAAAUUGAAUCACAUACAUGAUAUAAUUUGAUCCUUCUUAUAUCUUGAAGUUUUGUACUUGGGAUUUCACAGUCCACUGGUAAAUAUUUUCUUGCAGCCCUGUGUCAACUUUGAUCUUCUGUCCUGCAGUAAGCUGUGACCUCUCUUUCACCUGCAUACCUCAAGGUCAGAAGUAUGUGCCUCAGUAGUGUGUUUGUAUACCAGGCAGGCCUCGUGACCCCAGCUUUCAGCCAUGCUUAAAUCAUAUUCCUCUUUUUGAGGUUUUUUUUGUUUUUAUUCCCUGAAGUUCAGUUACAGGGUACCAAAGGUUUUCGUUUGCUUUUGUUUUUUGUAGCUUUAACUGAACUAGCCUAAGGUAUAUUGCAAGUCUUUGUAUCGUGUAUUAAAGGAUUUGUGUUACAGACACAAUUCUACUUCAGCAUACAAAAUUGUCUGUCUGAUGUAGCUGCCAAUUAGACCACUAAAGUAAGCCCAGGUGUCUUUUUUGAUUCUCAUUUCUAAUAAGAGGUAAUGAUUGCCUAUUUUAUAACCACCUCCCACAAAAUGUCUUAAAAUGCCACAGCAAGAGAGUUGACACUAAUGUGGACUAUUUUAUAUGAAGAGUUCAGAAAUUCCAGAAGAGAAGCCAGGCAUAAUGGUACUAUGCUUGUAAUCUUAGUAUUGGAGAAGCUGAAGCAGGGAGAUUACCAUGAGUUUGAGGCUAACCUGGGCUACACAGUGAGUUCAAGACCGUAGUGGAGAUUACAUAGUGAGAUUCUGUCUCAAAAGUAAAAUAAUAAUGAUGAUAAUAAUAAUAAUCCAGAAGAGUAGAUUCAGGCAGAGUUUAGGACAGCUGUCCAAACUGUUAUGUAUAUGCUGAAACCCACCUCUGGGCAGAGGCUCAUCAAUAACCUAUUUUAUCUGGUUAUUUUUAUUUGAAGUGAACCUUUGGACCUCUCUUUAACCCUCUUAACUCUGGGCCUAAAUUCCAAGUCUGCAGCAUACCAGUAAAUUCACAGUACUUAUUUUUUCUGUAGGAGGAAACCAAGACAGGAUAAUUUUAAAAAUAAAUUUUUAUAAGCUUUGUUUUCAUUGCUAGAGAUAGAACCCAGGGCCUUGUGCAUGCUAGUCAUUGCUCUACCCUAGUUACACCCCUAGACCCUCCAAAAAGUAAACAUAUACUACAUUGUUCUCCCAGUAGUUUGCCAAGACACACCUGAGGUAUAACUUUGCUGGCCAGGAACAAAAUUAUAAACCUUUCUAUGAUUUAGUCCAAAUGGACUUUGUACUGAAUAAAAUUUUAUUACAUUGGAUAAUAAAAUUAGAGACAGCAAUGAAAACAAGAGCUAUGGAAACAUAAAUGGAAUUCCAAGGUGAUUAAUGUCCAGCAGAUACCCUAAACAUCAACAUGAAAUCCUACCCAUCCUUUCAAGACAAGUUACCUGGGCCUUCUCCCUCCCACACCUAAUUCCAUGUAACUGUCCCCAAAGCCGUGUCUGUGAUGAGUUCCCCUGCCCUGAUUUGUUUUCUACUCUCCAAUUAAAAAAAAAGAAAAAACUCUCUUCA
This is a messenger RNA of Cavia porcellus (domestic guinea pig), 4150 nucleotides long. It is a transcript of the gene Nln, whose product is annotated as neurolysin. The record is from RefSeq and is a predicted model, not a curated record. Gene Ontology annotation, cellular component: mitochondrial intermembrane space. Gene Ontology annotation, biological process: proteolysis; peptide metabolic process. The transcript is spliced from 13 exons. Bases 168 to 2282 code for a protein of 704 amino acids. Lineage: Eukaryota; Metazoa; Chordata; Mammalia; Rodentia; Caviidae. Gene Ontology annotation, molecular function: metalloendopeptidase activity.